AUGAAACUCUCCGUAGCAACUGCCUCCGCCGCUAUCCUCCUUAAUGCAGGUAUCACCUCCGCUCAUGGUAUCGUCCAAAACCUCAAGAUCGGCAACGACUGGUGGACUGGCUCCCUAGUCUACCAAGACCCUUACAAAAAUCCAGUCCCUUCACGUAUCGUCUGGCCCUUCUUUUCCAAUGGUAAUGGCCCAGUAAAGGAUGUCACCUCCUCAUCAAUCACUUGUAACGUUCUUUCUGGUACUGGCCAGCUCACUGCAGAAGUUGCCGCCGGUUCCUCAGUCACCUUCUACUGGGAUACUUGGCCAGAAUCCCACAAGGGUCCUGCAAUGACUUACCUGGCCUACUGUGGUACCUCUCCAUGCUCAUCCGUUUCAGACCCUUCUUCUCUUUCCUUCUUUAAAAUUGCCCAGGAUGGUUGGGAUGGUAGCUCUUGGAUCAGUGAUAGACUCAUCGCAAACAAUUACUCCGUCUCUGCAACUAUCCCUAGUGAUAUCAAGCCAGGGUAUUAUCUUAUGCGUCAUGAACUUCUUGCUCUCCAUGAAAGUUACAUGUCUGGUGGAGCCCAGUUCUAUCCCAGUUGCACUAACCUCAAAAUUACAGGCAGUGGAACUGCAGAACCAAGUGGUGUCUCAUUCCCUGGUGCUUACUCGGCUUCUGAUCCUGGUAUCUAUGUCAACAUCUAUUCCAAUUUCAAUCCCAGCAAUUAUGUUAUCCCUGGUCCUGACGCUCAAGUUCUUCUUCUUCUUCUUCUUUCUUCUUCUUCUUCUUCUUCUUCUUCUUCUUCUUCUUCUUCUGCUCCUGCCUCAUCGUCUGCUGCUACUUCUGCUCCUGCAACUUCUUCAGUUGCUACCUCGGUUGCUGCUACCACUUGCCCCACUUGUCCCGAGGUCACAACAUGUCCUAGUGUGGACUACGAAGAUGAUGUCCAGACUUUCACUCUCAGCCAGAAUGGUAUCGAAAUCACAGGUACUAUUACAGUCACAGCCAAAGUUACAACUGUCACUGUUACUGCUUAA
Magnusiomyces paraingens is the source of this 1017-nucleotide messenger RNA. RefSeq lists its product as uncharacterized. The record is from RefSeq and is a predicted model, not a curated record. NCBI's taxonomy places the organism in Eukaryota, Fungi, Ascomycota, Dipodascomycetes, Dipodascales, Dipodascaceae. The coding region runs from base 1 to 1017 and encodes 338 amino acids. The transcript is spliced from 2 exons.